UACGCCUGUAACAAAAUGCCAGAGGAUGCUUCGCGCAUGCGCACUGAAUGUUAUUUCAGUGGCAUCACUUCCUGGUUCGCUUUAAGACCGUACACAACAAGGGAAGAGACCACAAUCAGGUCAACUGCGAGGCGCGAGAGUUCCUGUUAUUGUUUCCCCCUAUAUUGCGGGUAAUCUGGCAUUUUCUGCUUCAACAACCCGGAUUGAAAAGAAUGUCUCCGGCCGUAGCCUUCCACACGCAGCUCGCUUCCAUUAUGGAGGUGCUAGCAAACACGGCGGUGGCGGAGAUCUGCGAGCUUGUGGACAACGGCUACGCGGUGCUGCAGCUCGAGAUCUCACGGAGCCGCAAAGAAAACGAGGUGCUUCGGAGGAAACUGCGGCUCAUGGAGCUACGAGCCACUCGCGCGAUCGCCCUGCGUGCCACAGCUAACGGCUGUAGCGGCACCGCGCUGCUUCACGCGAGCGGCCGCCCGCGAGUUCACCUGCUCGCGGGGCACGAGCCAAGAAGGAGCGGCGGGACACCGAGAGCUCCAUCUGAGACAGCGCUGUCCCGAUUGUCCCAUGAGGAGACAUCCAGCUGCAGAGAUCCUAGUCCACCACCAGACCCAGAAGAGGGGCCAAACCUGGAGACGCCUGCAGAAGGUGAGACGACAGCAGUCAUCAAAGUGGAGGACGGGGAGUCCUGGUCCCGGCCCGAGUCGGACAAGGGUUUUUGUCCCGUUGCUGAUGGACAGACGAUGGAGACAGAGGCUUCGUCCUCGCUGAUUAAACAAGAAACAGCAGAUGAUGGCGGCAGCUCUUCAAAGUCGUGGACCGGUGGGGAGGUCAGCUCCACCUCCACCCAAAAUGCUCCAAACACCAGCGACCACGACAGCCUGAUGUUUGAGAUCCAACAUGGCUCCUGCUCUACCCAGAAUCCUCCAGGUGCUGACGCUGGCGGCCCGUCUGCAUUGAACCCCACUGCGAGCGUUUCCAGUCUGUCUGCUGCUGAUGAGCCUGCAGGCUUCCACAGUCAACAGCAGAUGGCGCCGCCACCUCCUACAGACGAGCCGACAGGACGACAGAGCGCCAUGGUCAGGAGGGACCGGUGGCGGCUCCAGAACCGGGCCAGCAGAGACGACUCCGGGGGGAAAACAUUCAUCUGCAACUGGUGCGGAAAAACUCUGGCCUGCCUCAAGAACCUGAAGACCCACAUGAGGGUUCACACCGGCGAGAAGCCGUUCGUCUGCGCGCUCUGCGGCAAACGCUUCUCCGACUCCAGCAACCUCAAACGCCACCAGAGCGUCCACACCGGGGAGAAGCGCUACGGCUGCGUCCACUGCGGGAAACGCUUCGCGCAGUCGGGGUCGCUCAAGGUCCACAUGAGCGUCCACACAGACUGCAAACAGUUCAGGUGUGGAUUCUGCGGGAAGACGUUUAUAUCCGGCAGCCACCUGCGGCGACACAUCACUGUCCACGCCGGCGAGAAGCGAUUUCCUGCCGAGUUACUGUGAGGAGUCUGGAGGUGGUUUACUCUGAGCUGCUAGAGACGAACGAAGAGAGAAGCGAUUCGUAGGUCAGAGCCACUUUGUGUUGGUUUUUAUACGUGUUUUACCUGAGAAAUCCAGUAGGGGGCGCACUAGAAAACUCAGACUGUAUAGAGCUAAAAUUGUAGAGUUUAAACAAGACAAACAUGCCGACGAGGACAGGUUAAAUAUGAUAUUCCAGCAGACCAACAGCAGCAGCAUUUUUAUGGGUUAAAAAACCCCUAAACGGAGCACACUGGGUCCCGUCGGUCCCUCCAGGAAUUAAACGCACAGUCGGCCAAUCCUCACCAAUUCUGCACAUCCUGCAGUCAUGCUCAUUCCUGUGAGGUUUCAUUCACGAAUGAGUCAAAUCUAAGAGCUGAUUCUUUGUGGUGGCAAACGCCGACUCUUGUAAGAAAGAGAUGGAUUUUAGAAAGGGCUUUAUUUUGAUGUGCACACCACUCAAACAAUCACAUUUGAGGAAAGACUAGGAUUAUACGCAGUUAUUGUCAAGAGCUGGUUGAGUUAAAUAAACACCUCACACAGAGGCUACAGCACCUCAAAGCAGCUGACCCAGAUUAGAUAAUCCCAGACUGGGUUAUGUUGUCCAUCUCCACUCCCUGCCCCCAUCCGCCCCACUUUCCUGGUGACCAACUGUUAAAAAAGACCUCAGAUCCUAUAAAUGCUUUCAUGGUGAAGACCAUGGUGGAAAACAAGCAAAGGUUGCCAAACAUUUUUCUACCACGAAACAUCAGAGAUGGUUAAAAUCAUCCUGAGUCUAUAAGACCCGGAUCUGCUGUAAACACGGGAAGUAUUAGAAAAAGGCAAGGCGGUUUAUUUGUAUAGGACAAUUCAAGUUUUACAUAAAACAAAGAAUAAAUAGAAGCUACAUUUUUAGUUUUUGUCCUUUUUGUUGAAAUAAGUUGCAGUUUCCGCGUCUCCCUGCUGAAUGGUAAAAUGCUCCCCCAGUAAGGACGGUUGGACUAAAGUAUUCUAAAGACAUUUUCAGGUCCUUUUUGCAAGAACAAACAAACCUGCAAAUUUUUUUUACCAAAGCUGCUGCAAAGUCAGGCUGUUUUUGUUCGGGAGAAGAAUCACUGUAAAAUCCUGGAAGGACUUUGUCUUGGAAAGUUUUUCUCUGGUCAAACUGGUCCCUAAACUGCCUCCACUGGGAAGUCACAGUUUGCCAAUGCAGAGCUUUAAUUUCUGCACAAAAGAUGCUUCAAACAAACAAAGCACACGAAGCAGCCAAAAUAAACACGCAUGCGUAAAUAAAAGCGUUACUUUGUGUUACUCUGAGCAGACGGUGAAUCCAUCACAUACUCGCUACGCCAGAACAUGAAGGAACAGCUGCUGUUUGCUUAAGUUUUCAGUCACUUCCUCUCUGAUGAAGCAGCUUCAUCCCCAGUUUUAGACAUCGUCAUGUUUGUGGUAUAAACUUACCUCCUCAGGUUCCAGCCCUGUUAACAACAGACUCCAUCUUGUCCACGUUUGCUGCUGUUGGAGAUGAUGGUGGGACAAAGUAACCAGAGAUUGUUUCAUGUGUGAGACGAGUUGACUCACCUGGAGGCUCUGCAAUCUGCAGGUGAGCUGACGAGCUCACCGAUGACGUCAUCCUCAUACAACAAAUGUUCAGAACAAUCGAGCGUCUUACGACUUUUAAUUUAAUGCCAUUUAAUAUAAACGUGAGCAUCAGAGAUGUAGUUUUAUGUAAAUAAAAGGCAGCUGUUGGAAAGGAAGAAGCAUCCUGAGAUCUUCAUCGGGCGUUUCCGCUCUGACGUCACUAAUUUCCUCCACCUGUGGAUGAGGUGCAGCAGUUCAGAAAUGUUGCAGUUGAACCUUGAACCUCAUUUUAAUCGUUUAAUAAAGACAAGCAUUCAAGUGUUCGUUUUACGUUCAGUUGUAAACUGAAGCCGUUUCUCCAGGUGAUUUUAGAGCUGCAUGGUCGUCAGGAACAAUGUUUCCACUGUGUGAAAUGUGUUCUCGUCAUUCUGUAAUAAACAACCUUUUUUAAACAA
Melanotaenia boesemani (Boeseman's rainbowfish) is the source of this 3523-nucleotide messenger RNA. Its product is annotated as zinc finger protein 768-like. Gene Ontology annotation, biological process: regulation of transcription by RNA polymerase II. The record is from RefSeq and is a predicted model, not a curated record. Gene Ontology annotation, cellular component: nucleus. Gene Ontology annotation, molecular function: DNA-binding transcription factor activity, RNA polymerase II-specific; RNA polymerase II cis-regulatory region sequence-specific DNA binding. The transcript has 4 exons. The coding region runs from base 48 to 1493 and encodes 481 amino acids. Lineage: Eukaryota; Metazoa; Chordata; Actinopteri; Atheriniformes; Melanotaeniidae.